This is a messenger RNA of Sphenostylis stenocarpa, 279 nucleotides long. Lineage: Eukaryota; Viridiplantae; Streptophyta; Magnoliopsida; Fabales; Fabaceae. The record is from the annotation of a GenBank genome assembly.
AUGAAAAAGUUAACAAUCAAAGCAUUCGAUAAAUUCGGUGCUGUUCUUCUUCCAUUUAUAUCUCUUGCCUUGCGCUUCGCGCACAGUGCAAGCUGGUUGGUCCCAUCUCAACGUCUAGAAGUGGCAGGUGCAGUACGUCAAACAUCUUGGAACGGAAUGUCAGGUCCAAUUCCAGGACACUGUCUCGAGAAUCAGAAACGUAAAUCGGACAGGAGACCAUAUCUUGUUAGUAUCCAUGGCUAUUUCCGAGGUGUUUAUAGCCAACUGAAGAACAAUUAA